This is a messenger RNA of Staurois parvus, 357 nucleotides long. NCBI's taxonomy places the organism in Eukaryota, Metazoa, Chordata, Amphibia, Anura, Ranidae. The record is from the annotation of a GenBank genome assembly.
CCCAGCAGUGCCACCCACCAGUUCCGCCCACUUGUGCCCAGCAGUGCACCCACCUGUGACCAGCAGUGCCCACCAGUGUCACCCAGCACCCAGAAGUGCUGCCAGUCAGUGCCACCAGUCAGUGCCCAGCGGUUGUGCCAGUCAGUGCCCAGCAGUUGCACCAGUCAAUGCCUAGCAGUGCCGCCAGUCAAUACCUAGCAGUGCCGCCAGUCAGUGCCCAGCAGUCAUGCCAGUCAGUGCCACCUAUCAGUGCUGUCUAUCAGUACCCAUCAUCAGUACCGCCUAUUAGUGCCACCUAUCAGUGCCGCCUGUCCGUGCCACCUCAUUAGUGCUGCCUAUCAGUGCCGCCUAUCAGUG